GCGUUACUGUUGGGAAAGCCAUAUUUGCACUUUCCAAUAAACAAAACGCGAAAGAGAGAAAAUGAGGGAUACGCAAACGUGAAGAAGUCUUCCUGAACAGUGUACACAAGCGACUGUUCUUGACUUCCGGUCGCGCGAUUUCCCUAACCCUAGGCACCACCUGCCAGAACCUGGAAGCCCAAUCUCUUUUCUUACAAUAAUCAAAUUUAGCACUUGAGUAAUAACAAAGUUUAAAUCCAUGAACAACAACAACAACAACAACACCAACCCCUCCUCCUCCUCCUUCCCCACCGGAUACCCACACUCCCAGUCCCAGAUGGCGCCGGCCCAGUACCCCAUCUCCCAGGCCCACGCCAUCGUCCAAGCCCAGUUCCAGGCUCAGCUGCAAGCCCACGGGCUCACUUUCAACCCAACCGCCAAACGCUUCCCUCCCAAACCCCCCGCCCCGUUCAAGCCAGUGGAACUCCUCCCCACAGCCCGGCGAAAGCGGCCCAAGCCCAACGAGAAACACCUUCCGGAGAAAGCCUCGGCGAUUCUCCCUGAAUCCGCGUUGUACACGCAGCUUCUCGACCUGGAAGCCCGUUUGGACGCCGCCCUCGCCAGAAAAAAAGUGGACAUCCACGAAGCCCUCAAGAACCCACUCUGCGUCCAGAAAACCCUAAGGAUCUUCGUCUUCAACACCUUCUCCAACCAGAACCGCUCCGAGCCCCCCACGUGGACGCUCAAGAUCAUCGGAAGGGUUUUGGACGACGGCGAAGACCCCGACCACCCAGGGUUCUUCCAGAGGCCUUCGCCGUACCCCAAAUUCUCUGCUUUCUUCAAGAGAGUGACGAUUUCCCUCGACAAGAGGCUUUAUCCCGAUAGCAACAUCAUCACGUGGGAGAAUUCGCGCUCCUCCGCCACCCACGAGGGUUUCGAAGUGAAGAGAAAGGGGGACCAAGAAUUCUCCGCGCAGAUUCGCCUCGAGAUGAAUUACUCGCCGGAGAAGUUCAUGCUCUCGCCGGCGCUGCGCGAGGUGCUUGGGGUUCAGGUGGACACGCGGGCCAGGAUUGUUUCCGCGAUAUGGCAUUAUGUGAAGGCCAGGAAACUGCAGAACCAGAGUGAUCCUUCGUUCUUUCACUGUGAUCAGCCUCUUCAGAAUGUGUUUGGGGAGGAUAAGGUUAAGUUUUCCAUGGUUUCGCAGAAGAUUUCGCACCAUUUGUUCCCUCCUCAGGUUAUACUUUUGGAGCAUAAGAUCGUGCUCUCUGGGAGUAGCCCUGUUGGAUCUGCUUGCUAUGAUGUUAUGGUUGAUGUUCCUUUUCCCAUUCAGAGGGAGUUGUCUGCUUUGGUGGCUAAUGUGGACAAGAACAGAGAGGUUGAUGCUUGUGAUGAAUCCAUAUGUGGAAUCAUUAGGAAGAUACAUGAGCACCGAAGGAGGCGAGCGUUCUUUGUUGGGUUUAGUCAAUCUCCUCUGGAGUUCAUUAAGGCCUUGGUGGAAUCUCAAAACAAGGAUAUGAAAAUUUUGGUUGGAGAAUCUGGUUCUGGCCACAAUGCUGAUAAAGAGAGAAAAUCAGAUUUCUUUAAGCAACCUUGGGUUGAUGAUGCCAUUGUUCGCUUUUUGAAUCGCAAACCAGCCGUUGGAAGCAAUGUUCCAGGGAGCACAUGAUGCAUGGAGUUUUAAGUUUAUAAUGGGAAUUUCAGAUGUAGCUAGACUUCCAUGCUCAUGGAAGCUCUGAUAGUUUGUGUUAAUAGUUGUUAUUUAUUAGUAGUUUCAGUGCUGCAACUUGCCUUGCAGUUCAUAUGUUAGUAAAGUGCAAGCAAUAUAUGUAAUAGUUAGGAUUGGUGUACAGUAAUUUCAGACUUAAGUUGUCUAAAUGGAGAAAAGAGACCUUGGGUGCCA
This is a messenger RNA of Cajanus cajan (pigeon pea), 1879 nucleotides long. Its product is annotated as SWI/SNF complex component SNF12 homolog. The record is from RefSeq and is a predicted model, not a curated record. Lineage: Eukaryota; Viridiplantae; Streptophyta; Magnoliopsida; Fabales; Fabaceae.